UGUGAUGUUGGUCAGUGCAUAAGUGAGAGCACUAGUUAUGAGAAAACUAUGUGGGAGAGAAUAGAAAUGGAACUUGAGGAAAUAAAUGUGGAGAACCUUGGAUUCGAUCAUCCGAUUUGUUCAGGC
Messenger RNA from Funneliformis geosporum, 126 nucleotides. The record is from the annotation of a GenBank genome assembly. Lineage: Eukaryota; Fungi; Glomeromycota; Glomeromycetes; Glomerales; Glomeraceae.